CACAGAUGUACCUAUUUUUAACACAUAAAGUGGGAGCCUCACACUCCCUUUUCUUCUCACACCUCAUCUUCUGUACUCUACUGAUUGUAUUUUAACUCCAAGUAGUUAAAACAUGAAGAAAUAGCAAUAUUGUGAAUAUACUAAACAUGUUGAAGCAAUCAUCAAGUAGGAAUAUGAGGACAAAAGGGUUCAAAUUAAAGCAUGUUUUUCAAGGAUUUGCAAUGUUUUUGAUAUGUUUGUGGUUGAUUUACCAAGUAAAACAGUCAUACAGCAAGACAAAAGUGGGUGAAAAAUCAUUGAAGGAACAAGAUUUGCAAAAAGCUGUGAAGUUAGGGAGGAAAGAUCUGAAUCCCUUGCUGUUAGAUGAGUUAGCUGCUGAGUUUCAAAAAAACCCAGAUGAAGAUCUUGAAUUGGAAGAAUUAGAUGAAGGGAAAAAAGAUGAGAAUGAUGGAGAUGAUGAGGGUGAUGGAGUUGGAGACCAUGAACAAUUGGAAGAUAUAAUUGAUGAAGAUGCAACAAGUAUAGAUGCAGUUUGAGGGGGGGGAAAUUUUAUAUAGUAAUAGAUAAAUAAUUAUGAAUUAGAGCGUUGAAUUGCCCUUGUUUAGUAUUGUAAUUUUGGGAAAAGCCAAAAUUCUAACUGAUGAAGAUGUAGUAGAGGAGUGUUUUAAGUUCAUGCUAAUGAGUAGUAGUGUUACUAUGAUUUAGACAGACAA
Molecule: messenger RNA, 713 nt
Organism: Solanum stenotomum
Lineage: Eukaryota; Viridiplantae; Streptophyta; Magnoliopsida; Solanales; Solanaceae
Exons: 2
Coding region: 147-536 (129 amino acids)
Source: RefSeq, a predicted model, not a curated record